UACCAAAAUUGAAAGCCUUCUUCAUUUACCCCCACUACCUUCCCCCACCCAAACCAAAAAAAAAAAAAAAAACCAACCAACCAAACCGUGAAGCUUCGUUCAGAUUCAGCCAUGGAUGAAAUUAUUGCUCGAAUAGUUACAAAUCUUGAAACUCAGUUACCGGUUUCACUGUCUUUUCUGAGAGAUUUAGAAACCCUGUUGGAUUUCACUCUGAACACCAACGAUACAAUUGAUCUUGACAAUUUUUACAAUGAACUGUCUUCUAGAAAUCUUUCACUUAGUUUACUCACGAACGCGAUUUCUUCAGCCAUGGAUUCUGGGCUCAGCUCCAGGAAUUCCAUUUUGGCCUCAAAAGUUUAUCUAUCACUCCUUUUAUCCCCAAAUGCCCCAGUUUUUACUCUGUUCACUCCCAUGGCUUUUCUGAGUCUCCUUCGCGCAAUACGCUUGGCCAUUAAAAGGCCUUCUUUUGCUUCUGGGGAAGGGUCUGUGCCUCCAAGCCUAGGUCGAAAGAAGAGGGGACGGAGAAAUAUUGGGGGGAAUAAGAACAGGGUGGAGAACAGAGACAGUGUUGAGAGUGAGGCGGAAGAAGGCGGUUAUGAUGUGAAAGAUUUGUUCUUUUUGCUUGAUAAGUUGGAAAUGGUAAUGGGUUUGGUCCAUUUGAACCGGUUUCCUGAUUGUUUAAAGGCUUUGGUUCAGACUGUGUGUGAGAUUCCAACGACGGCUGUUGAGUUCUGGGGAAAUUUAGCUAGUUUCAGGAAGUUAUGUGAAUUGUGUGCACGGGUUUUGAGUGAGGCAUUGAAAGCUGAGCAUGGGAAGCAGGAGGAUACUGCUGCUGUAGUAUUGAAGGCACUAGCCCCACUGAUUUUGUUGUCUAAAUCGCAGGUCAGGAGCUUUGCACUGGGUUUUGUGGUUAAUGAUAUGGUGGGAAUGUGUGAAAGUUCUUCCGACAUUAAGAUGGCAGUUGCGAACAUGCCAAAGUAUUUAGUGCAGAGAGCCCCAGAUAAGUCUGAACCAAGGGCAUUAGCUGUUGAUUCUAUCAUGGAGAUUGUUAAGGCUUUGGAUUUUGAGUAUCAAGGUGAAUUUGCUGAUUACAUCAUAAAGAUGACUCAAGGGAAGGGGCAGUUUAGGCUUUUGGCAGUUGAUUUAGUUCCUGUUUUUAUAACGUCUCUGAGGAGUCCUUUAGGAUUUGAUAUGGUUGAUGCAGUUGAGAGUUCAUGGGGUACGAGACUAUUAGAAGCAUUGGUUCAGCGCUGCUCUGAUUUGACAGCUGCAAUUAGAGCUAGAGCUUUAACAAAUUUAGCUCAGGUAGUGGUGUCCUUGUCGGGGAAUGAGAAAAGUAGAACAGUGUUAAAAGAAGUGAUGGGAUUUGGGUAUGAGGGGACAGAUGGGAUUAACAAAAUUCUGAAACUAUGUUGUAUGGAUGAGAAGGCUGCAGUUAGAAAGGCAGCCCUUUUAUUGAUAUCUAAAUUGACAGCACAUCUAGGAGGUGAACUCGAUGAAGAACUGCUAAAGACAGUAGGCAUGGCUUGUUCUGAUCCACUUGUUAGCAUCAGAAAAAUGGCAAUCUCAGCUCUAUCUGAGGCCUUCAGGACAUACUCAAGUAGCCUUGUGACCAGGGUAUGGAUGCAUUCCAUACCACGUUUAAUAAGUGAUAAUGAAACUAGCAUCCAAGAAGAAUGCGAGAAACUAUUUUCGGAACUAGUUCUUGCUCGCAUAUCAAGGGCUGGAUUGAGUUGUUCAGCAAAUUAUGACUGUUUUCCUCGUGAUACAAAUAGCAAAGGGAACUACUUGGAUACAGAAGCUGAGUUGUUAUAUCCAGAGGGACUCCUACCCCUGCUGAAAGAGAUUUCUGAUGGAGAAGUGUCACCUUGGGUGAAGAAGAUAUGUUUAAGCCUGGGGAGAAAGAAAAAACUCCAGACAAAGAUUGCUACUGCACUUCAAAGUGUCAUCAGGACAUCUGAAUCCCUUUGGUUGAACCAUUCUAUGUCAAUAGAGAAAUGGACAGCACCUGCUGGUGCCUGGUUUUUGUUGUCAGAAGUAUCUGCCUUCCUUCCAAAAGCAGUUGACUGGGAGUUCCUCCAUCAUCAUUGGUUGCUUCUUGACAAGUAUAAACCAGUUAGCGAACUCCAGAGCCCUUCUCAACAGGGAUUUGUGGAUGAAGAAAAGGUUGACGUAGAACCUAGCUCUGUUGCUUGGGUGGGAGACCGUGUCUUUCUAUUGCAGACCAUUUCUAAUGUAGCCAUGGAACUGCCCCCUGAGCCUGCAGCGGAUCUAGCACAAAACUUCCUCAAACGACUUGAAGGAUUCAACAUGCAUUCAACUGAGGUCAAUGCUCAUGUGAAAGCACUCAGAACCUUGUGCAAACGGAAGGCUCUAAAUUCAGAGGAGGCCAAUUCCCUUGUAAUGAGAUGGGUGAACCAGCUUCAAUCUAAAGCUUCCCAAGUUUUAGACUUGUAUAUGUCAAAAAUCUCUGAUGCCAAUAAAGAGAACGCUCUUCUUACACCCCAGACCACUGUAAGUUGGAAAGAACGAAGAACAGCAGACUCUGUGUCGAAAUUAUUAGCACAAGCAAUUAUUGCCAUUUACACCAUUGGGUCAUUAGUUAUUGUCUGCCCUUCAGUCAAUUUAAAAACUAUUGUUCCGACCAUACACACCAUCAUCACUUCUCGAAAUUCUGAUCCAAAAUCUAGCAAACUACCUGGCCUUGCCGCGUCUGUAAAACAGAGUGCCCCAUCCUUGUAUAUUCAGGCCUGGCUAACCAUGGGCAAGAUCUGCUUAGUUGAUGCGAAACUUGCAAAGCGUUAUCUUCCUCUCUUCGUGCAGGAACUUGAAAAGAGUGACUGCGCUGCAAUCCGGAAUAACAUUGUGGUAAUGAUGGCAGAUUUCUGUGUGCGGUACACUGCUAUGGUUGACUGUUACAUGUCAAAGAUCACAAAAUGUCUGCGUGAUCCGUGUGAGCUAGUAAGAAGGCAGACAUUUAUCCUACUUUCCAGGCUGUUACAGCGGGAUUAUGUAAAGUGGAGAGGAGUGCUUUUCCUCAGAUUUCUGUUGUGUUUAGUUGAUGACUCAGAUAAAAUUAGGCAACUAGCUGAUUUCCUCUUUGGGAAUAUCUUAAAAGCAAAGGCCCCACUUUUAGCUUACAACAGUUUUGUGGAAGCGAUUUUUGUUUUGAAUGACUGCAAUGCACACACAGGACAUAGCAACUCCAACAGUUCAUGCAAUGAAAAGUGUCUUUUCUCAAUUAGAGGAAACGAUGAGAACUCAAGGUCUCAAAGGAUGCACAUCUAUUCCACUUUGCUGAAACAAAUGGCUCAGGAGCACCUCUUGGCCACCUUUGCAAAAGUAUGUGCUGAGAUUCUUGCUGCUGCAUCAGAUGGUAUGCUCUCUCUAGAGGAUUCUGCAGGGCAGUCAGUUCUACAGGAUGCCUUGCUUAUUCUCUCCAGCAAAGAGAUUCGAAUUCAAUCAAACCAGGGAUCAUCAUCCGAUGCAGCAGAUAUCGAAGAAGGUGGAGACUGUGGAGCGCUGACAGCAGCCUCCAAAGGAAGAGCCAUAACUCAGGCAGUCAGGAAAGGCCUGAUCCAGAAUGCCAUCCCCAUAUUUAUCGAGUUAAAACGUCUCUUAGAGAGUAAAAACAGCCCUCUCAUUGGUUCCCUCAUGGAUUGCCUCAGGAUCCUCCUCAAGGAUUACAAGAAUGAGAUUGAUGAUAUCUUAGUUGCUGAUCGGCAACUUCAGAAAGAACUCUUAUACGACAUGCAAAAAUAUGAAUCCAUGAAAGCCAAGAACUCGGCUGUUGAUGCAGUUGCAACAAUGCAGAGAUCAGAGGCACAUCGAUCGCCAUGUGUGACAAAAGAGCCAAGUUCCAAUACAGUAAAGGGUAAGCUGCCCAAAGAGCUUCACAGUAAUUCCAAAGUGGCUUCGGCUGUGGCAGAUGCAGUGGCAGCAGUCACUGCCCGGUCUGUCCUCAGAGAAAUAAACAAGGGUGCAUCAACGCCUCUUAGUGCAAUGAGUGUGCCCAAGCUUAAGUCUCGGACUGGGCAACAGCCUGGAAUAGCCACCACCGGAGGAGGCAGGCCGACAGAGUUGAUAGAAUCUUUAAGAAGAAGGCAAUCUUUCGACUCUGACGACGAUAACUGAUUCUUCUUCUCCUGCACUUAAACUAACCCAAGAUGCAGAAAGACCGGGAGAUAGAUGAACUAGAGCUGUACAAGAAUGUACAAUAUAGUGUGAGAGUGUGUACAAAGAAUGACUAUUUAACCAUUAUUUUUGCAACUUGUAACCUGUUGUAUGCUUGUGAAAGUUAUCUCCAUAUCAGAUAUGUUAUUGAAAUCUA
This is a messenger RNA of Sesamum indicum (sesame), 4330 nucleotides long. RefSeq names its product binding protein. Lineage: Eukaryota; Viridiplantae; Streptophyta; Magnoliopsida; Lamiales; Pedaliaceae. The record is from RefSeq and is a predicted model, not a curated record. Gene Ontology annotation, cellular component: condensed chromosome, centromeric region; condensin complex. Gene Ontology annotation, biological process: meiotic chromosome condensation; mitotic chromosome condensation. Gene Ontology annotation, molecular function: histone binding.